GACACACACAUUUCGAAUGCUCAACACAUCAACGACAACUGUUGGCAGCUGUCUGCUGCUGCUGCUAAUGCUAAUGCUGUUGCAACUGGGCAUGGCCAUGCCCUGGUGGCGUCAGAACGAUGCCAGCUACGAUGCCAGCUUGGAUCCCGUUGCCUGGUCUCGUGCUUUCGUUCAGGAUCAAGUUCGUAGACCGCGCAUCAGUCAGCAGAUGCUAUUGCCACAGCUGGAGAAGCCCAGCCGCAGCUGGUGGAGCAGCAGCAACAGCAACAGCAAGAAGAAGAAGAACAACUACAAGAAAUUCUCGCGCAGACAUCGUAAAAGGCGUUUGAUGCUGCAUCAAACGAGAUGUUAAGCCACUCAACUGCCAAUUAGCAUAAUAAAUUAUUUGCCACAAACUAAAACGAAAAAGUGUAAAUUUAUGGUGUUAAAAAAAGCUGCUUAAUUUUAAAUUUCCAACACUUAGUGUGCAUAGAAGACAGGUUAAAUCAGUGCUGAUUCCAGAGCAUCGAAAGUAAGGGAAGCCCAACCAACCUGCUCUAACUCUCUCUCACAACUGCAACGCAUUUUCUUAUCAAUGGCAUCGAUUACAAAAUCUAUAGUUAAUUCAAUAGGCAACUGUUGCUAAGGUCAAUUGGAUUACGUUUCAAGACCAAAUCCCGCCAAAUACGCAGGCGGUAAAGACAAAUGCAAACAUGAUGUAAGCGAACCCACAACAAGAAAAGACAACCAGCUAAAGACCUAAGCAAACUAUGCACAGGCAGAGGCAGAAGCAGAGACACAGAAAGAGCCACAGUCAGAGCCAGUGCCCGAGUCAGAAGCUAAGCCAACCCAAUCCAACUUUGGCACCAACAUUUACACAGACUACUGCGACCUG
Molecule: messenger RNA, 874 nt
Organism: Drosophila hydei
Lineage: Eukaryota; Metazoa; Arthropoda; Insecta; Diptera; Drosophilidae
Exons: 1
Coding region: 17-352 (111 amino acids)
Source: RefSeq, a predicted model, not a curated record